Entrophospora sp. SA101 is the source of this 3252-nucleotide messenger RNA. The record is from the annotation of a GenBank genome assembly. Lineage: Eukaryota; Fungi; Glomeromycota; Glomeromycetes; Entrophosporales; Entrophosporaceae.
AUGAGAAUUACCAGAAAAACCAUUAUAACCAAGAAUAAGAAUAUUAGCAAUUUCCCACAAUUGGAAUCUAUCUUUACUGGAGGACAUUGGUUUACUGAGCCAAAUAUGAUUACGUUUUUCAUAAGAUUUGAGAACAACCAGAAUCAACUAAAUUUUGAUUUAUCUUCGAUUAAUGCCUCUUUAGCUCUUGGCAACGAAAAGGUUUUGAUGAAUGGAGAUAUGAAUGUUUUUGAUGAUCACGGUCUAUUUACAACAGUAUCAAUGCCUAGUAUUGGUCAUUGCCGUAGUUACUAUUUUGAAUUAUUUACACCGGAUGGUUAUAAUCGAUGGCCAAAGAAAAAUGUAUUAUACACAAUUGAAGGUGGUAGAUGUCUUAUGCCAUUAAAUGAGUCGCUUGCGUGGUUUUUAUUUAUAGUUGACUUGGCGAUUGCACUCGCCUAUUUCACUAUUCCGGUUCAACUGAUUUAUUUCAUGAGAAAAGCACCAAAACUACCAUUUCCUCUAGUAUUUGCUUUAUUUUCAGCCUUCAUAAUAUUAUGUGGAGCAACUCACGUAGUGGCCGCAUGGAUGCCUUGGAAUCAAUCCUAUGUUAUUUCUGCAAUAAUAAAAGUUAUUUGUGCUGUAGUAUCUUUGAUAACUGCUGGAGCUUUAGUAAUCAUCAUUCCUAAAGCGUUGGAAUUACCUCUAUUAGCUGCUCAAUAUAAAGAUGAAAUUUCUUCAAGAUUAUUAUCCGAAAGAUUUUUACGUGAUGAAAAUCAAUUAAUGUCCAAUUUUCGACGUGUAAUUCAUGCUAUACGUGAAAUCUUAUCAAAAAAUGUGAUAUAUGAUAACACUGUGUCUCAACUUUAUGAAAUACUGGAUGCUGAUCGAUGCCAAAUAUUUAUAAUGAAAACUCGUGUUGGUUGUUGGGAAUGUGUACAAGAUUCUAAUCAAAUGUUUCAACAAAAAUACAAUACGACAAAUUCUCAGUUAAAUCCAAAUAGUUUAAUGAUUAAAAAUAUGUUUAAAAAUAACGUCACAUCACAUCUUAGUUCCAAUGAUACCGAGUUAUAUGACCUAUAUAUCGAUGGAGAUUAUGAUAAUCUGGAUAGGGUAAUACUUGUUCCAAUAUCAAUGUCAGAAAAAGAACACGGCAUCAUAAUUUUACAACGAUGGAAAGUUUCAAAUAUUUCUAAAAAUAAAUCACGUGAAGAUUGGACAUCAACUACUUUAACAUUUUUAUCCGAUUUAGCCGAACAAAUAUCUAUUGCUUUGACUCAAUCCAGCCUAAUAGAACAAGACAAAGCACGUAUUAGUCAAUUGGCUGAAAAAAAUGAAGCAUUGGAAUUGGCCAGAAAGGAAGCUUCUGCAAUACAGGUAAUAAUCAAAGCACACCGUGAAUUUCUUGCGGUAAUGUCUCACGAAAUGCGCACACCUUUAUAUGCAAUAUUUGCUUUAACUUCAAUACUGCUUGAAACGCCUAGUAUCUCAGAUCAUAGUGAAAUGAGAGAAAUGCGUGAUUUGUUAGAGAUUAUUAAAAAAAGUGGUGAUAUGUUAAUAGCAAUAAUCAACAACGUCUUGGAUUUUUCAAAAUACGAAGAAGAACAUCUACAUCUCGAACGAAUUCCAUUCUGUGUACAAGAAGCCAUAGAAACUUCUUUGGAUAUAGUUUCACUACAAGGACAAGAAUCAUCCAGACCAAGAAUUAAUUAUUUUAUUGAUAAAAAUGUUCCUUAUAAUGUUGUUGGUGAUAUGACUAGAUUCAGACAAAUCAUUGUAAACUUAUUGUCAAAUGCUUGCAAAUUUACUCAGGCUGAUGGAGAUGUCAUGAUUAAAGUGGAUAGCGAACAUGUGACGAUUAAUGGUACUAGGAAAGUCAAAGUUAUAAUAGAGGUGACUGAUACAGGAAUUGGUAUAUCAAAAGAAGUAUUACCAAGAUUAUUUGAAAAAUUCUCACAAGCAGAUGCCAGCAUAACGCGCAAAUAUGGUGGUACUGGUUUAGGAUUGGCAAUAGUAAGUAAAUUGAUUAAGUUGAUGGAUGGUGAUAUACGUGUAGAACCAAACACUCAAGAUAAAUCUGGCACAAUAAUGAUAUUUCAUGUAUACCUCGAAGAAGACCCAAAUUCCCCCUCAUACCCAACACUAUCACCAACUAAAACUUCAAAAUCAAUUUGCGUGCUGGAAAAAUAUAAUUCCAAUAGGAUUGGACUAAAACAAAUACUGCGGCAAUGUGGUUCUCAAAAAGAACCAAUCUUUUUUAAUAGUUUCACAGAACUUAUUAAAUUUAAAAAUUCCUAUUUCGAUUGUGACGACAAUGACAAUGAUGGGAUGAACGGUGAAAAGGAAAAAAUUAAUUUAUUGAUUAUCAAUCUAAAACUAUUAAUAGAUAAUAACGAGUUGGAUUUAUUUAAAGCAGAGUUGAAGGGAGGGCUGAGGCUGAAAAAAUGGUCGAUAAUGAUAUUAGUUAAUUCUUCAUUACAAACAACAUUUAAAAAUCUCAAGAUAGAAGGUGUAAAUAUUGUCUACUCUUCAUCACCUGUUAAAUUUAAACCAAUUAAAUUACAUGAUGAUAACGAUGUUAGUAUUGGUGGUACUAGUAGUAGGAAUAAAAAACGUAGAACGAUGUCAUCAAAUAACAACAACAAUGAUAAUAAAUCACAAAAUGAAAUAUUUAAAAGUAAAAAACAACAAAGAAAUUUAUCGUUGUCAUCAACAAAUUCUGAAAGAUCACUAUUAAAUAAAACAUUAAAAAAACAGUCAUCAUCACCGUCACCAUCAAUAUGUUCAAAUAUUUUGCCCAGUAUAAAAACCAGCAAUAUAAUACCGGUAUCAUCGUCUAUAAAAAUAACGCAACAACCACCAAUCACACCAGGAUUGUCUUCUUCACCAAUAAUCUCAUCAAGUUUUUUUAACAUAAACGGCAAGCAUAAUAGUAAGGAUGAUUUUGGAUUGCCUAAAUUAGCGAUAUUAGUCGUUGAAGAUAAUCAAAUAAAUCAGUUGGUAACAUCACGAAUACUUUCUAAAUUGAAUCAAAAAUGCGAAAUAGCGGGUGAUGGUAAAACCGCAAUAAAAAAAUGCGAUGAAAAGAUAUAUGAUGUUAUAUUUAUGGACAUUUCAAUGGCUGAUAUGGCGAAUGCUUUAUGGCAUGAUAGAUUAAAUUGUAUUGAAUCAGGAAUGAAUGAUUUUGUUUCAAAACCUGCUAGAAAAGAAGAUAUAAGAGAUGCGUUAAUAAAAUAUGUGAAUCAAGCCAAUUCUAUCCCGCAACAAAAAUAA